UUCAUGUACAAAACCCCUCAGAAGUCCCCCUCUCCCACUUUUACAUGGGGUAACAGAACGCUACGUGACUGGAGUGCAGAUAGGCAUGAGGAUGAGGACUACUUGAACUUGAACAAGAGAGCUUAUGAGAAUUCUUUCCUCCAGGGGUCAAGAGGGUCUCAAGAUAAGCCGCUUUUUCCUUAAAAAGAAAACUUAAGAAUCAUGGAGCCCAAUUCCACGGAGGGAGGAGCUGAAGAGGCGCCCAUUAGAACUCGUCCACUAAAUCCAACUCACAAAGGGAUACUCAAACAUGGCCACGAGUUGGAGGAAGAGCAAGAAGAGUUGGCUGAACACCAGCCUCUGGAGCAGGAGGACCUGAACUUUGAGAAAUGGAAGCGCAAGCCUUUACCCAAGAGGACACUCCACCAGAAAAUAGACGACUUGAAGACAUACCUGUGGAAUGCAGAGACCAACGAAUUCAUGGGGCGCUCCGGAAAGAGCUGGAGCCUCAUCCUCCUCUUCUACGCUGCACUUUAUAUGUUUCUUGCAGCCAUGUUUGGAGGCUGUAUGUGUUGCCUCAUGUGGUCUAUUAGUCCCUACCAUCCAACGUACAACGACAGAGUGAUGCCACCAGGUAUGACGAUGGCCCCACACCUAGAUGGCCAUGACAUCGCCUUUAAUGCCUCUGAUCGCAAGUCUUGGAAGAAGUAUGCAAAGUCUAUGGACGAAUAUCUAAGACCAUAUAAUGAUGGUGCUCAGGAGAGGAAGAAUAUCCAGUGCUCGCAGGAGAAGUACUUCAUGCAGAAUGAUUUGGAGGAGAGUGCAGAGCGAAAAGCAUGUCAGUUCAAGAGGUCUUGGUUGGGGGACUGCUCAGGGCUGCAGGACCCCCACUAUGGCUAUUCUCAGGGAAAGCCAUGCAUCCUCCUUCGAAUGAACCGGAUUCUGGGGUACUUACCUGGCCAAGGCAAACCGAUAAAUGUGACAUGCGGAGUUAAGAAAGGGCCAUCGGAAGCCUUGGGAGACCUUCAGUUCUUUCCUAAAAGCAUUUUUGACCUGAAGUACUAUCCAUACUAUGGGAAGCUCAGACAUGUAAAUUACUCUUCGCCGGUGGUGGCUGUGCGUUUUAUAGGAGUGCAGUAUGACACCCACAUCCAAGUACAGUGCAAACUCAAUGGCAAGGGCAUCAUUAAUGAUUCACCCACUGACCGCUACCUGGGCAGUGUCACCUUCUCUUUGGAGGUGGGAGCAUAGGGCAAAAAUAGCACAAAGAGCAGGCUGCUCCCAUGACAGAACCAGACAGGAAAAUAUAUUACCAAUAUGAUUAGGCUAAACCAUUAUUUUACAUGAAAUACAGACUCCCCCCUCUCUUCAUCUUACAGUCAAAUAUCCACAUGCCUUCUGCUGGGAAAGCAAAUUCCUCAAGAAUGUAAUUGGAAUAUACAGUAGAUUACCCUUGUCCUUCUUCCAUUUCCUGUUGUACCUUUGUGCCUUGCUACAGGAGCACACAUGCACAUACAACACACAUGCACGCACGCACACACACACACACACACACACACACACACACACACACACACACACAUAGAGACAGUGCUGAGCACAAGACAAGUAGAGGGAGUGAGUUACAACUGAAUACCUGAUAUUUUGUAAUGAUUAGCAAGAUUAAUACAACUAAAUUCACAAAAUAGAAGGCAUCUUUUACACACUGCCCAGUAGUUAGCAUUUCUAGCUAUGCAAAUCCAAUUAUGACUUAAAACAUUAAUAGACAAGUAGAAAUACUGUUGAAUAAGGAUAGGAUAUGGUUUUGUGUGGCACAUUUGGUGUGACAUCAAAGUGUGUACUAAUUUGUUUUUUGCAUAUUUUUCAAACAUGUAUAUUUUAAGGAUUCCAAGAACUAUCAUGCAAACUUUGUCUGAAAGCAGGACUUAUACUGUACUUACACAGUAAAAAAAAAAGAAAAAAGAAAAAAAAGAAAGUAAUAAGUGACUGCAAAUACAAUAUUACUAUAUUGUGAGAUAUGUCAGUAUUAUUAUGCAUUUAUGAAAGCAUUACAAGCCACUUCUUGCCUUUUCUUUUGUAAAAACAUCUGACUGCUUUUGAAAUUGAAACACUGCAAGACUGUGAUCAAUAAAAGAGACAAACUGUGAAA
Messenger RNA from Myripristis murdjan (pinecone soldierfish), 2128 nucleotides. It is a transcript of the gene atp1b4, whose product is annotated as ATPase Na+/K+ transporting subunit beta 4. The record is from RefSeq and is a predicted model, not a curated record. Gene Ontology annotation, biological process: sodium ion transport; regulation of DNA-templated transcription; potassium ion transport. Bases 202 to 1230 code for a protein of 342 amino acids. The transcript is spliced from 10 exons. NCBI's taxonomy places the organism in Eukaryota, Metazoa, Chordata, Actinopteri, Holocentriformes, Holocentridae. Gene Ontology annotation, cellular component: sodium:potassium-exchanging ATPase complex; nuclear inner membrane.